GAAACACUAUGAAAGUCACAUGACAUCACGAUGGCGAGUACAACUGGAAAAGUCUCCAGUGUAUUUAGGACGGGGUUAUUUAAUGGAAAAGUGGCGAUUGUUACCGGUGGCAGCACUGGUAUUGGUCGUGCAAUUACACAAGAGCUUCUGUUUUUAGGAUGUAAAGUAAUUAUCGCGUCAAGGAAUGAGCAGAGACUUGCUUCUGCUGCAAAUGUGAUUAGAAAUCAAAUUCCUAGAGACAGCCCAGCUGAAAUUGCUGACAUUCAGUGUAACAUACGGAAAGAAGAGCAGGUUCAGAGACUAAUUUCUGACACAAUUAAGAAGUUUGGAAAAAUUGAUUUCCUUGUCAAUAAUGGAGGAGGGCAGUUUCCAGGUCCUGCAUCAUCAUUUAGUCUUAAAGGAUGGAAUGCUGUCAUCGAAACAAAUCUGACAGGGACAUUUCUCUGCUGUAGAGAAGUGUAUAAUCAGUGGAUGGGUGAACAUGGUGGUGUGAUCAUUAAUAUUGUUGCAGAUUUUUGGAAAGGAUUCCCAGGAAUGAGUCAUACUGGAGCCGCUCGUUCAGCAGUGGAUAAUCUGACUAAAUCCUUGUCCAUAGAGUGGGCCAACUCUGGAGUCCGUGUCAAUGCAGUUGCCCCAGGCAUGGUCUAUUCCGAGACAGCUGCUGCAAACUACAGUGAUAAAGGAUUAUUUAGCCGAGCCAUUCCCUCUAUCCCAGCUAAACGAUUAGGAACCCCUGCUGAGAUUUCAGCAGCUGUAUGCUUUCUAUUAUCGCCUGCUGCAGCUUUUAUCUCUGGAGAAACACUGAAAGUUGAUGGUGCAGCUAGUUUGUACAGAACCACUGGCUGGGAAAUCCCAGAUCACAAGAAUAUACCUGCAUAUGACUGGGAAACAGAUGAAGAUGAAAGGAAACCAAAACCAAAGCUUUAAUAUAACAGCAACAGACAGGUCCGGUUUUCUCAUCUGGAUUUCACAUUCUGAACAAAAAUUGGGAAAAGGUGUCUUUCCUAAUUGAAUAACUGUGAUUUGAAAUGUCCAAUAGUAUAAGUCCAUGUAACUUUUGGAUGAAAUUGUAUGUGCAUUUUAUAGCCAGUGACUAGGUGUAUCUGGCCUCCAAUCAUAACUCUAUGCAUAUAAAUAUACACUUCAUACUGUUGUUUUAAUUUGUAUGAAUUGAGAGAAUGAAUUUCAAUUCUUGAAUGCUGCACAUACAUGUACUUGUAUUAUGUCAGUAUCUUGCAUUUUCCCAUGUUACUCAGUGAUUAUUAAAUGACUAGUUUGGAUAUACUUCUAAUGUUUAGUUAGUGAAAAUUAUUUGACAGCUAGCAAUUUGUGUGGGGAGAUAGUUACAGCUCAUGUACUGGGGUGACUGUAAAUGCUUGUACUAAAACAUUUGGACAUGUUGUCAUUAAAAUUUUUAUAAAGACUA
This is a messenger RNA of Magallana angulata, 1426 nucleotides long. Its product is annotated as peroxisomal trans-2-enoyl-CoA reductase-like. NCBI's taxonomy places the organism in Eukaryota, Metazoa, Mollusca, Bivalvia, Ostreida, Ostreidae. Gene Ontology annotation, biological process: phytol metabolic process. The record is from RefSeq and is a predicted model, not a curated record. Gene Ontology annotation, cellular component: peroxisome. The transcript has 8 exons. Bases 31 to 927 code for a protein of 298 amino acids. Gene Ontology annotation, molecular function: trans-2-enoyl-CoA reductase (NADPH) activity.